Molecule: messenger RNA, 3345 nt
Organism: Bemisia tabaci
Lineage: Eukaryota; Metazoa; Arthropoda; Insecta; Hemiptera; Aleyrodidae
Source: RefSeq, a predicted model, not a curated record
AUGGAGGAAACAGAUGUAGCUGCACGCCUCAAGACACUGCGCCGUCAGAGAGGAAACAUUCAGCGCCACAUCACGACCUUCACCAAGAAACUUGACGCUUGGAAAGACGAUGAAUCCACUAGAGACUCAGAUUUGUUGGUACAAAGUCUUGAAUCUCUUCAAAAAACCUUCGACAAAUUCGACUCAAUACAGGAUGAGAUCGAAGGGCUCGAGGAGCCCGUCGAUGCAGAAACAGAUCAACGGACAAUUAUGCAGGAACACUACGAUAUUGCUGUCGCACGCGCUCGGAAAUACUUACGCGAAAUUGUCAUAAAUACACCGGAACGUGAUUUAGGUGUAAAAACGCAUGUUUCUACACCCCCUGAAUCACUGAGUGGACAUUCAACACAAGUCAAACUACCAACUAUUUCAUUGCCUGAAUUUGAUGGGUCCUUAGAAGGAUGGGCGUCAUUCUUCGACCUAUUUUCGUCUCUAAUUGAUCAGAACGAAAAGUUAAAUUCUGUGAAAAAACUUUUUUAUUUGAAGUCGGCACUAAAAGGAAAAGCCGCUGAUCUACUGAAAAACGUCUCUACUAUAGAGAGCAAUUAUCAGCUGGCUUUAGACUUAUUGAAAGAUAAGUUUGACUGUCCUCGUCGUGUUGCACGUACACAUUUUUCGAAUCUGCGAGAAUAUCCAAAAUUGCAGAAGGACACGCCUAAAGCCUUGGGUGACCUGGUAGAUGUUUUUAGAGUAAAUUUGCGAGCUUUAAAAAAUCUAGAUGCACCCAUCGAACAUUGGAGCAUUCCAAUUAUUGAUUUGAUUUUGACGAAAAUCGGUGAAAAAACAGCCUAUGAAUGGGAAAUCAAAUUGACCGAUAAUAAAAUGCCGCAUUAUGAUCACUUGCUCAAUUAUUUGGAAAAACGCGCAAACUCCAUGCAUCUUGCAGGCAAAUUGGAAGCCGGUGAAAACUCUAAGUCACACUCUCACCGCAAGGACAGCCGCUUCACCGAGCAAAAACGAAGUGCACUGGUUGUUACCAAUGAAAAUAAGCAACAGUGCCGCUGUUGUGAUAAGGAAUUUCACCCCCUUUAUCUUUGUCCACGCUUCAAAAAACUUGGGACACCUGAUCGAAGAGAUUACGCCAAGAAGCUUGGCGCGUGCUUCAACUGUUUGAAAUACAAGGUAGGCAACAAGGAAAGCCACUUGGUAGGCCAAUGUCCGAUAAAAAAUAGUACUUGCCGAAAUUGCACCGGUACUCAUCAUACUUCGCUCUGCUUAUCCACGAAAAAUCUUUCGUCCGAAAAGACACAGCAAAAUCACUCAGAUCACAGCCAAGAUGGGCGGGAGGGGAGCGCACAUGUUUCCGGCUCCGCACCCCAAAUAUCGCUGGUGGCGACCGACGUUGACCACUCCUCAAAAGAUUCCGUUCCCACGGUGCUCCUCGGUUCAGCACUGAUCGAAAUCUUAGGCAGGGAUGGUCAGUAUCAUAAAAUUCACAGCGUGGUUGACAGCGCUGCGUCAUCAUCGUUCAUCUCACAUGCAGCAGCGCAGAGGGUUGGUCUCAAAUACCGACGCACAUAUGAACCUGUCUCAGGAAUUGGGGGAGGCGAGACUGGGGUAAGAGGUCAACUCACUUGCUACAUUCGCUCCCGCUUCAACCCUGAGCCAGUGUUGCCAACGGAUACGAUGGUCAUCAAGAAAAUAGUUGAUUUACCGAAGGCCUACAUCACUGAGCAUGUACGGCAACAUUUCGCACACUUACCACUGGCAGAUCCUCACUUCGGCACUGCACGCGAAGUUGAGUUUCUGAUUGGCGCCGACAUUUUCCCAUUCAUUUUCACUGGGGAAAAGAAAAUGGGACCUUCCGGGACUUUAAGCGCUCUCAACAGCAUUUUCGGCUACGUCAUUAUCGGUAGGCUUGGCAACCGCGCUCACGGUCACCCGGGUCAAGUGGCACUAAUUACCACGCCCGGCUCCGGUGAGUCUGCUAACACCGACACCCUCCUUCGAAAAUUCUGGGAAAUCGAGGAGACCCCGACCAAGGUGCCUGCGCACCCGGAUGACGUCAUCGCCGAGACAAUGUUCAAGGAACAACAUUACCGUUUGCCAAGUGGCCGUUAUGUUGUACCCAUUUUAUUGCGAGAGUGCGCUCCGCCACUGGGCGACUCAAAAACACUUGCACUUCAGCGGCUCCACUCAAUGGAACGCCGACUUGAAAAAUCAUCGGUGUUAAGCACAAGGUAUGCCGAUUUUUUGGAUGAAUAUGAAUCACUUACGCACAUGGAGCCCGUUGCCUUGGAAAAUCAUGGAAAGGCGGCCUAUUAUAUACCUCAUCAUGCAGUCUUUCGCGAGGACAGCACCACGACCAAACUGCGCGUUGUUUUUGAUGCGUCUCAAAAAUCUCGUUCCGGCAUAUCGCUAAACGACAUUUUAUACUCAGGGCCGAAACUACAAAAUGAUGUAUUUGAUGCCAUUACAAGGUUCAGGCUGCAUCAAAAGGUGUUUACCUGCGACAUUUCUAAAAUGUUCCGACAGAUCCUGAUCAGACCUGAUCAGCGCAAAUAUCAACACAUAUUCUGGCGUCGAAACGGACAAGUUUUAGAAUUCGUUUUGAAUACCGUGACUUACGGUCUCACAUCCUCGCCGUUUCUCUCACAGCGUGUGCUAGUACAGUUGACAAUCGACGAGGGUGUAAACUUCCCCUUGGCUUCAAGGGUUCUUUGCAGGGAUAUUUUUGUCGACGAUCUAGCAACGGGCGCACCCGACGCGAAACUCCUGCUCGAGCUGCAACAUCAGAUUAUUGGGCUCCUGAGAGCAGGCUGUUUUGAGCCCCAAAAAUGGGCAUCCAACUGCCCCGAAAUCUUGAAAAAUGUGCCACCGGAACACUGCGUCACUUCAUUGGACCUAACUGAUAUUUCAGCGGCCAUUUCAAAAAUUCUCGGCAUUCACUGGAAUGCAAAAUUGGACUUUUUCUACUAUGUGGUGAAAACUUCAACACAUAUCAUUACAAAACGGAAUAUUUUGUCACAUGUUGCUAGAAUAUUCGACCCUGUUGGGUUAAUUUCGCCAGUUGUUUUUAAGGCGAAGAGCAUCAUGCAAAAACUUUGGAUAGAGGGCCUGGCAUGGGACGACCCACUGCCACAGGUUUUGGAGGCGGAGUGGUUGGAGUUUUACAAGGGACUGCCGUCAAUCGGCCUACUUCAAAUUGAGAGGUGCGUCACCUUGCCUGACGCUACUUCGCACGCCCUUGUUGGCUUUUCAGACGCCUCACAACUUGGCUACGCUGCGGCCGUCUACUUGAGGUCUCAGUCUGACAAUGCAGCCAAGGUGUCUCUGAUUGGCGCCAAAACACGAGUUGCUCCGUAA